AGUGAAAGCUGCGCGCUAUAAGCAACAUGCGCACGCGUAUUGUGAGGCAUAAUGGUGGAUAGGUAGGCAACAUAUUUACCUCGCAAGAGUCCAUCAACUUUUCAUUAAUUUCAAACAGAACAAAUUCUCGUAGCGACACUAGUUGUACAGAGCUUUACAGGGCUACUACCACGUUUUAGUCACACCAGGCUUUUUUCAAAAUGCCCAACAUUAAAAUAUUCAGCGGCAGCUCGCAUCCGGACCUAUCUCAAAAGAUAGCUGACCGCCUUGGACUGGAACUUGGAAAGGUUGUGACGAAGAAAUUCAGCAACCAGGAGACAUGCGUGGAGAUAGGGGAGAGUGUGCGUGGAGAGGAUGUCUACAUCGUACAGAGUGGCUGUGGGGAGAUCAACGAUAAUUUAAUGGAGCUCCUCAUAAUGAUUAACGCCUGCAAGAUCGCCUCAGCAUCCAGGGUCACAGCCGUCAUCCCCUGUUUUCCGUACGCCCGACAAGACAAGAAGGACAAGAGCCGUGCUCCCAUCUCUGCGAAGUUGGUGGCCAACAUGUUGUCCGUGUCUGGGGCGGACCACAUCAUCACAAUGGAUUUGCAUGCCUCUCAGAUACAGGGCUUCUUUGAUAUUCCUGUGGACAACCUGUACGCCGAGCCCGCCGUGCUGAAGUGGAUCAAGGAGAACAUCAGCGAGUGGAAGAACUGCACCAUCGUGUCCCCUGACGCAGGCGGAGCCAAGAGGGUCACGUCGAUAGCGGACAGGUUGAACGUGGACUUUGCCCUGAUCCACAAGGAGAGGAAAAAGGCCAACGAGGUGGACCGCAUGGUGCUGGUCGGAGACGUGAAGGAUCGGGUCGCCAUUCUCGUGGAUGACAUGGCCGACACCUGUGGCACGAUCUGCCAUGCUGCUGACAAAUUGAUUUCCGCUGGUGCCACAAAGGUUUACGCCAUUCUUACACAUGGCAUCUUCUCUGGUCCGGCCAUCUCGCGUAUCAAUAAUGCCUGCUUCGAAGCCGUGGUGGUCACCAACACCAUCCCUCAGGAGGAGAAGAUGAAGCACUGCAACAAGAUACAGGUGAUUGACAUCUCCAUGAUCCUGGCUGAGGCCAUCCGCAGGACCCACAACGGAGAGUCUGUGUCGUACCUGUUCAGCCACGUCCCCUUGUAACCCCACACCCUCCUGUCAGCCGUCUCGCUGUCGCACCAAAUAUAAGAAAAAAGGGAUGAUUUGCCCUGGCCAAACACAACCAUUAUCAAAACUCUGCUGCUAACCAACUAUCAAACCACAAUUUGAGCAGUUAUGUCUGUUGCUAAUAUGGACUCCAUUAACAAAAGUCCCACUUGGCCUCUUGAGCAGCCACCCUUUAGCCUGGACCCUUGGGCAUACAUAAAGCACUAAUUCCAAGCUAGAGAUUUUGGCUGGUGUUUUAAUUGUGUAUGGCUGAAUUAAGUUUAUCUACUGUGAAUGUUCUCUUCUUCCUUCUAACAGUACUUUGACCUGGCACCAUUGCCCUGUUAGAAAUAGUCUACGGCCCUUUUAAAUUUGAAUAUUAUAUAUAUAUCCAUUUAUCUCUCGCGCACGCACAUACCUUACCCCCCACCCCUGUUGGUUCAAGUGGUCAGCAUAAGGCUUUUGGCCAAUAUAAAGCUGUUACAAUAUGGUGGCAAUGUUACAAAGACUGUUUUUUUUGGGUUAGUUUGAAGGCAACUGUGCUUGUUGUUGAAGUGAAUGUGUUUAAAUAAAUCUAGUUUACCUUACAAACUGAAGCCCCACUCACCAAGUGUGCCUCAGAAGAAAGUAGGAUUUUUUUUUUUGUCUCUCCACGUAGUAAUGUUGUUAUCCAUUAAGGGCUUUUUAUGGUUCCACGUUCCCGCAACGUGGGAGGGGUUACGGACCCCUUACGUCCUUGCGUACCCUCCUUGCGUCCACCACAGGAGCCGGACGUGCGCCUCCCAAAAAUCGUAACCUUCUGUCGAGGCGACACAGCAGCAAGGGCUGUGAUUGGUCUGCUUACCAAAACCCGGCGCAGAACCAUAAACGUUUACGACUGCGUUGCAGCGUCUGCGUGGUCAUUGCGUUGCGGAAACGUGGAAACAUAAAAAGUCCUUUAGGCUAAGACGCAGAUAACCUGGGGAAUAAAAGAACAUUGUUUACUUUGGCUCUAUAUACAAGGUAACCUUUUGAAGGGUGAUUCAAGGAAAAGUAUGAUCAAAUCUCUCGGCCAAUUAAAAAAAGGGAUUAUUUUUAUGGGUUGAUAAGGUAGACACUUUGAAUCUUGCUAGAUGCAGUCCCCAACAAGUUCAGUAUGAAGCUAGGUUAAAAAAAAAAGAAUAUUCCCAGGGUCUAUACAAAGUAUAGACGUUGCUAGGUUUGGCUCAUUGUUCUGGAUAACAUUUUUUGUUUAUAUUACCUCAACUGUACCUUCAACCAAUUAAACUUGACAAUGAUUAAUGCUAAUUACAUGCCCAGUCCUGAGUUUUGUUCAUUUUAUUUUAGGUAAAAAUAAAGGUAAAAUAAGAUCUGAUUUGACAUUUAUAUUUUGACUUGGGGUAAACGUGUUCUUCCCUCGCUGGAUUUUGAAGUCCAGUUCUUUAAUUUAUUUGGAACAAUAUUUCCAGAAAGUAGGAACGUAAAAACUAGGACUGUUGAGUUACGGUGCACUUGUUGAGUGGUGUUGCUGGGGGUUCAGUUUGCCAUUCAUCUUCUAGGUAGAAAAUCGAUAAUGUGUGCUGUUGGCUUACAGCAUGCUCUGCCGGCUAGAGCUUCCUUCAAUUGAAUAUACCCAGUUAUUUUUCUGUUGGGUGUUUCGUGUGUAAUAACAGCCAUUUUUCAUGUGCGUUUUCAGAAACUAUGUAAGGCUCUUACUUGGGUGAUUGAGCCAAAUGGCCUACUACAUAUCAAAAUACGUUAAUCAUAAAGAGCAUAC
Gadus chalcogrammus (walleye pollock) is the source of this 2916-nucleotide messenger RNA. RefSeq names its product phosphoribosyl pyrophosphate synthetase 1B (gene prps1b). The transcript is spliced from 7 exons. Gene Ontology annotation, molecular function: ribose phosphate diphosphokinase activity; magnesium ion binding; ATP binding. The record is from RefSeq and is a predicted model, not a curated record. Gene Ontology annotation, biological process: 5-phosphoribose 1-diphosphate biosynthetic process; purine nucleotide biosynthetic process; ribonucleoside monophosphate biosynthetic process. Gene Ontology annotation, cellular component: ribose phosphate diphosphokinase complex; cytoplasm. NCBI's taxonomy places the organism in Eukaryota, Metazoa, Chordata, Actinopteri, Gadiformes, Gadidae. The coding region runs from base 201 to 1157 and encodes 318 amino acids.